This is a messenger RNA of Alternaria rosae, 2209 nucleotides long. RefSeq names its product heterokaryon incompatibility protein-domain-containing protein. Bases 90 to 2201 code for a protein of 703 amino acids. The transcript has 2 exons. The record is from RefSeq and is a predicted model, not a curated record. NCBI's taxonomy places the organism in Eukaryota, Fungi, Ascomycota, Dothideomycetes, Pleosporales, Pleosporaceae.
CCGCAACUCUUCCCUAGUUAUAUCAGUUCAGACUGACCCCACGAUACCACGGGUGACAAAUUCCUGCAAGCAGGGCGAACGACUGCGGGAUGGAAAGCCCCGGCAGUGAUUUGGAUCCAUCCACAACAUUCAGUCCCUCUGCCAUAGCGAUCGAGGAUCCUUGGGAGAGAGUAAAAGAGGAUCGACGCGAUCAAGAAUCGAAGAGGAAAGCUGCGUUGGAAAGACUGCGGCGCCCAUACUCCUACGCUGCGUACAAGAAAGCUCACCCCCAGAGUGACCUGUGCGAACGUUGUGCUGGCAUCAAUUGGUCACGUCUUCUUACCGACAGGGUUUUCGAUGUUCGCGCACCGAUCGAUUUGAAAUUGAUCUGCUUCCCCGAGACAAGUCAAAACCUCUCGGUAUCGUCUUGUUCAUUGUGUCGGCUGCUGAGCUAUGGAGAAGGCUUCGACGAGAGUCCUAACCGGUUUGUCUCUGUGAGGUGUAUUCGGGAUCGUCUUGAUCUUUAUUCCUCUGUAGACCAUUCUAUACACCGAACUUGCAAUGACCCUACGCAAUGCAGGCUAGUCAUUAGCUUUAAAGGGGGCCACAGAGAAGGGAAAGAAUAUCGCGAAUUCGCAUUACAACAGCUAUACCACACUGAAGAUGACUCCUUGCUCCGCAAGCUCGACACUGUAGCCAUUGACUAUGAUAUCCUUCGGCAUUGGCUUGAGUGCUGUAAAGAGCGGCAUCUCACGCACACCAAGCGUAGUCACUAUUCAUUCAUAUCGGGACUCAGAGUCGUUGACUGCACCACUGGAAAGGUUGUCGCUGCACCAAAGGAUGCUAUCUUUCGUUACGUAGCCUUGUCAUAUGUAUGGGGUGGCGUACAAGCUACGGGAAAAGAUCAAGUUGAUCAUCCAGCCACGAUCAGUGAUGCCAUUACCGUCACAGUCGAAUUGGGAUACAGAUAUCUUUGGAUUGACCAACUUUGCAUCAACCAGCUCGACGAGAGUCACAAAACGGCUCAAAUACAGCUCAUGGGCCGAAUCUACGCUGAGUCAGAGCUGGUUAUUAUUGCUGCAGCCGGCGACUCGUCCAACUAUGGACUACCAGGUGUUAGCGUUAGACCUCGAGAAGCACAACGAACACAAGAAAUAGAUGUCGAUGUUCGAUUGAUCGAAUUCCUGGAUCCAUUCAUGGCGUUGAACAGAAGCACUUGGGCAAAGCGAGGCUGGACCCACCAGGAGGGUUUUGUUGCAACACGUGGACUCAUCUUCACGAACAAUGAAGUCCUAUACGUGUGUGAUGAAGCAUGGUGGCAAGAGUCCGUAGAAUGGCCGCCCAUAGAACAUCGUCUCGCUGAUCUAGGCGCCAUCAAUCCAUGCUUUCCGCAGGGUUACAACGCGCGGUCCGCAGUCUAUGAGGUUCUUUCUCACUACUCGACAAGGGAUUUGUCUUUCGAGAGCGACAUCCUCGACGCCUGCACUGGAGUGCUCAAUAAGCUAGCGGACUGUCACUAUUGGGGCAUGAUAGCGCUACACUAUCAUUCGAACAUGCAUAGCGUACUCUGUCUGCGGUGGCAUAGCUUACAUCCUGGACAACGCAGGAAGGGCUUCCCUACUUGGUCUUGGGUAGCGACUACCGGUUCCAAAAGGAUCCUACCCGCUUUGGACUUAUACGACUUAGGUUAUGCUACCUACGUACGCACAAUUGAUGGAGCUUGGUCACCUCUGGAGAAGCAGCCUGACACUCGAACUGAUUGUUUGCCCGCAGACUCUGGCCCUACAUUACGGCUUACUGGCACCUUUUUCACAGCCUCAUUGAUCGUAACCUCAACGUCUGACGAGCUGGAGACAGAUGAAGAUGAACAAGUACAAAGAACAUUCGUCGCCUUUGAGCACGCCCCUGUCGAUGGCGAUGAGGUUCAGAUUGUCUUCAAUCUAUGGCUUGACACAGAGAUCGCAUACUCAGACUCGGUGAAGGCUGUAAAAGCAGUACCGGUUGCUAGUACAUUGGGGCAUGAUUGCGAUUGGAAGUGCCAUGAGCCGCCCGAGUUCAUGAUAAUUCAGGCUGUAGGAGAUCAUUACAAAAGAAUUGGGAUUGCGCGAGGUGGCUGUUGGCUUCAAACAAAGGCAACCAGGCUAUACGAUGAGAACUCCAGUGGUUUUGUAACGCCACAUCCAGACUGCAGAGGCCAAGAGGAAACUGUCUACAUAGAGUGAGUUGGACC